Nylanderia fulva is the source of this 2075-nucleotide messenger RNA. Lineage: Eukaryota; Metazoa; Arthropoda; Insecta; Hymenoptera; Formicidae. The record is from RefSeq and is a predicted model, not a curated record.
GCGAGCCGCGCACUAUUAACCGUGUCUGUGCUCCUUUUUUCGUCUCCCCAUUUGCCAAUGUUACGAUUCGCGUGUACACAAGCAAGACAGUGCGGUGUAAUAGUUCACGAAUCUAUCUCGUUAGGUCCGCGCUUUCAUUUCUCGCUACAUGUGCCGCUGUUAUCGCAUUUUUCUAGCAUCGCGAAAUCGUUUCAUAUUUAUUCUUGUUUUUUACUACUCCUUUUCCUAUUUUAAAGUUCGUUGUAAGUGCCAUUAUUUAUGAUGACUCUUUUCAGUUUUAUAAUAUAGUAACGUAACGUUAUAUUUGCAACUUUUGGAGUAAAAUCGCUGCACGCGGUAAUUUAUUAAAGUUCCACAUCUAAUUUCCAAUUUCGCGAAAUAUUCGCUAAUGGAAAGACUCAAAUAAUAUCGUGAAAAUCAAGAUAUUAUAUAAUGAUGUGUAUGACAGGUUUUUAUAUGAAAAUUCUAAACUUUUGUGUAAAACGUGUGUGUUUAUGUGCGUGCGCAUGCCAUGCGUUUCCUUGAUUGUUACACAUAUAUCAAAGCGAUAUAUGUUUGUAACUAUAACUUUUCUAUUGUCAUUUUUAGAUCUCUUCAAUUUUGUUAUCCGAAAUAUUAAUUUACUCUUUCAUCAAUAUUAUUUAUAAUAAUGAUUUAUACUUUAUGUAACAUCUUAAUGUAACAUUUCUCGCGUUGGAUUCAUCAUUAUUUCUGACUCGUAUAUUGUACGCGCAAGAGAUUAAAAUCGUGUGAAAAUUAUGUUUGGAAAAAUACAACGUAUGGCAGACGAUUAUUCGCAACGAAAAAUUAAUCUUGAAUGUACUUUGAAUACUACGCCGAACACAGAGAUUUACUUUGUAUGUAGCCGACGGCUGCUGGAUUAAACAUCUUUUCGAUGGACCCGAUCAUGCUAGAAAACAGCAACAUUGAAAUUGGAGCGCAACCGCAACAGCAACAUCAACAACAACAACAACAGCAACAUCAACAACAGUAUGGAGAAGUAAAUCAAUUAGGGGGUGUAUUCGUGAAUGGUAGACCUCUCCCUAACGCCGUCAGAUUGAGAAUAGUCGAGCUCGCACAGUUGGGUAUCAGACCAUGUGAUAUUUCACGACAACUACGUGUCAGUCACGGAUGCGUCAGUAAGAUAUUGGCACGCUAUCAUGAAACUGGUAGCAUUUUGCCAGGCGCAAUUGGCGGUAGUAAGCCGCGAGUCACCACACCAAAAGUCGUGCAAUAUAUUAAACAAUUAAAGUUAAAGGAUCCGGGAAUCUUUGCCUGGGAGAUCAGGGAUCGGCUGCUGUCCGAUGGUGUUUGCGAUAAAUACAACGUUCCUUCAGUGUCCAGUAUAUCGAGGAUAUUGAGAAAUAAAGUUGGCAUAACGACGACUAUGCAUCAUCAUCCACAUCACUCGGCUCAUCAUCAUCAUCAUCAUCUUUACGCAGCCGCUGCAGCGGCUGGUGCAGCUCUUUGUCCUGUGCCGUAUCCACCGACACCUUAUCAUCCGACGGUGCCACCCUCCAUCACGCAUCAUCAUCAUCAAGUUGGACCAUCGUCAGCGAAUAAACUGUCAUCAUUGUCGCCAACAGUUCAUACUAGCGGCGGACAUCAAACGGCAACCAACAACGCUCUGCAAUGGCCAAGUCCUCACACUGUACAUGACAUUCUGGCUAACAGCUGUAACGUACAGAAUUCCUCGUCGUCUCCUUCGCCAACUUCAUUAUGCUCCACAAUCAACAACAAUCAUCAUCACAAUCGUCAUAAUGAUAAUUCCGCUAAUAAUAAUAGCAACAACAGCAAUAGCGAUAAUAAUAAUGACCGUAGGACAUCAAGUCAUCUUCAUCCGCAUCAUCCUCAUUUGGCACAUCAUCAUCAUCAACAGUAUUACACUUCUGCGUUAUAUCAUCAUCAUCAUCAUUCGGAUACUAUGGCAGCAGCCACCAUAUCAUCUACUCUCUCUGUACAAUCUAUCAUGUUACAAUCUUCAGGCACAAAUCAGCCAGCCAGCCCUUGCAAUUAGAUUAAUUAGAAGAAAGAAUAACAUUUGUUUCACAAAUAUGAAAUUAUAAACAAUUAAA